CCCCCUCUUCUUUCAGCCUGGAUUUCCUUGCGCGGCGCCGGGAUUACGCACUUCCGCUUCCGGUUGCGAGGGGGCUCGCGUCGGCUGGUGCGGUGGGCGCGGGCCUCUAGGUCCCAGAGAGUGAAGACUUCAUCCCAAGGUCAUGGCAAAACACCUGAAGUUCAUUGCCAGGACUGUGAUGGUGCAGGACGGGAACGUGGAAGGGGCAUACAGGACCCUGAACAGAAUCCUCACCAUGGAUGGGCUCAUUGAGGAUAUCAAGCGACGCCGGUACUAUGAGAAGCCUUGCCGCAGACGACAGAGGGAAAGCUAUGAAACCUGCCGGAGGAUCUACAACAUGGAAAUGACUCGCAAGAUCAACUUUUUGAUGCGAAAGAAUCGGGCAGAUCCAUGGCAAGGCUGCUAAGGCCUGUGGAUAGUAGGCCCAGUAGGAAAACACGUAUCUGGUUGUAUCUCCAUCUCUUUUCUUUCUGCGACCCGUUUCUUGCAAUAAACUCAAUCACGUAUAUACAAGAA
This is a messenger RNA of Myotis lucifugus (little brown bat), 516 nucleotides long. It is a transcript of the gene MRPS21, whose product is annotated as mitochondrial ribosomal protein S21. Gene Ontology annotation, molecular function: structural constituent of ribosome. Gene Ontology annotation, biological process: translation. NCBI's taxonomy places the organism in Eukaryota, Metazoa, Chordata, Mammalia, Chiroptera, Vespertilionidae. Gene Ontology annotation, cellular component: ribosome. The transcript is spliced from 3 exons. The record is from RefSeq and is a predicted model, not a curated record. The coding region runs from base 143 to 406 and encodes 87 amino acids.